Nilaparvata lugens (brown planthopper) is the source of this 1463-nucleotide messenger RNA. Its product is annotated as mediator of RNA polymerase II transcription subunit 14-like. Gene Ontology annotation, cellular component: mediator complex; core mediator complex. Gene Ontology annotation, biological process: regulation of transcription by RNA polymerase II. Lineage: Eukaryota; Metazoa; Arthropoda; Insecta; Hemiptera; Delphacidae. The transcript has 9 exons. The coding region runs from base 280 to 1365 and encodes 361 amino acids. The record is from RefSeq and is a predicted model, not a curated record. Gene Ontology annotation, molecular function: transcription coregulator activity.
CGCAGCGAUUGACCCAAAUUUGCAUAUUUAGCUGAUUAUUAUUCUUUUUCGUAAGCUUCAAAUGGUAAAUAAAUAGAUCAUAAUAGAAAACGUAAAUAUUACUAAUGCUAUAAUUAUUAAAAAGCUGCGAGCUGCUUGCCGUUCUAUAAUAAUUCAUUGACAGGUAUUUAUGUAAUUCAUACAAAUUUGUUUUUGUUUUCGAUAGUCACAUUAUUGUGACGACUGGCCGUCAUUUUAUUGAUUGAAGCUACCUUGUAAUUGUGACCCGCGUGCCUUCCGAUGGCACCGGUACCACUAGAGGGUCAUCAGACCCCUGUGGGAAACAAUGUACCCCAGGAGGGAAACAGAGGUGGUUCAAUAUCUUUGGCAGUGCUCAUAGACUUCAUCGUCCAAAGAACUUACCAUGAAUUGACUGUUCUAGCAGAGCUGUUACCUCGAAAAACCGAUAUGGAGAGGAAAAUUGAAAUUUACAAUUUCUCAGCAAGGACACGCCAAUUAUUCGUCAGGCUUCUCGCCUUGGUGAAAUGGGCAAAUAGUGCUUCCAAAGUUGAUAAAUCGGCCCAAAUUAUGGCUUUCUUGGAUAAGCAGUCGCUGUUGUUUGUCGACACAGCAGAUUUGCUGGCCAGAAUCGCAAGAGAGACGUUGGUCCACGCCCGUCUACCUAAUUUCCAUAUUCCAGCCGCUGUUGAAGUACUUACAACUGGCACCUAUGGAAGACUUCCCUCAUGCAUUCGGGAUCGAAUUGUACCAGCAGAUCCGAUUACAUCAAGUGAAAGAAAAUCAACAUUGAAUAGAUUGAAUCAAGUGAUUCAACAUCGUCUUGUCACUGGUAAUCUUCUCCCUCAAAUGAGAAAUCUCAAGAUCGAGGCAGGCAGAGUAACGUUCCAUGUGGAGCAUGAAUUCGAAGUGUCUCUUACUGUUAUGGGAGAUGGGCCGAACAUACCUUGGAGACUCCUUGAUAUAGAUAUCCUGGUUGAAGAUAAGGAAACAGGAGAUGGAAAGGCUCUUGUUCAUUCUCUUCAAGUGCAGUACAUUCAUCAAGUUGUUCAAGCACGACUGGUUGAUAAUCCAAAUCCUCUUACUGAAGUUUAUACAUGUCUCCAUUUCUUUUGUCAAUCUUUACAAUUGGAGGUAUUAUACUCUCAAACACUGCGACUAUGUAGAGACAGAUUGGAUGGUCACAUUCAUGUGGAGGAGUAUGUUCCUGGCAAAUGCCUUUCCAUUGCUUAUUGGAGGGAACUGACUUCGAAAGACCCACGAUCGGAGCUAGGAUACCGACUAACAGUAUUGGUCGAUACUCACGACUCGGCUCGGCCAUUGUCCGUGCAGCAUGUACCUGCGCUUGGAAAUAAGGUUACGUUCUAAACUUUUUAUUUCAUUUUUGAAAACAAUUUUCCAAUUGACUAUGAUGUAUACGAUAGUUCUUUUUCUGCAUCAUAUUUCUCAAUCAACUCUAUUGAAAC